GUAGCUAUCACAGUACAGGGCUGCACUUCUUCCAGCAUAGUCACUCCCCUACAUAGGGGCUCUUCUCUCUUUUUGUUUUAUUUUUUAAAUGAGACCCUUCGCUUUCUAAAAAUACCCUCCCAGUUGCUACCAUUUGUCACAUAAAGUACAACGUGAUCCUAGGAAGCUGGAGUUACAGGAGAAUAGGUAUUAUGAGAGACAGUUCUUCACCAUAUAACUGUCUUAGGUUUGUGGUUUUUCAUAGAGCCCCUUGGUACGUUAACUUGUCUUUGGGGCUUUAGUGCUCUCUUGUACUUGAUAGGCAGACCCUUUCACUCCUUCUGACUUCUACUACCUUCUGUUUGGUUUGGUUUGAGGGGGGAAAUUAUUUGCAUGUGUGGCUGUGAUCUGUUUUAUACUAUUUAGUCUUUUUGACAAGUUCCCAAUAAUUUGUAUUUGUUUAUAUUCAUUACAGUUUUUAUUUACCCUCCUGUUCAAGUUCCUUUCUCCUCCCCAGCAAACUGUAUGUUCUUCUGUGCUUUUGGGGGUCGUGAGAGUUAUGAUCAGUGAUUUGCAACAGUUAUGAGCUUGGAGUCCCCUCUUCUCCAGAUAAUUUGGUGUCAUCUUAAACCUUUCUUCUAGCUGUCAGGAAAAGGUAGUGGAUCCAAGUCUUGGAAUGGUGAUGCUGGGAUCUUUAACUUUGAAGCUGGAAGUCUGGGGAACGCCCAUUGUAUCUUAAAUUAACCAGCAGGGUUGAUAAUAUGGGCUGCCUCCUCGUAUCUCUUCCUGAGAUCCCUUUAGUUACUCUGAAAUUUCAUCAGGUUUUAGGCCUUCUGACCUUCUUCCCACAACCUUUUGAGUAUUACAACUGGACAUUUUGUGCUGUGGAUAAAGUCCUUGUUGAUCCCUAGCCUGUAUUCCUUCCCCAGUUCACAACUACUCAUUCCUUCAACCCCUCCACCAAGUAAACCUCAAGAAAACUGAUCAGGGCACAUUCUGAUACCCUGUUGUGUCAGCAAAGAUGCUGUGCUCAGUGAAACUGAUAGGACCCUGCUUAAUAAACGAGAGCACACCCUGUACUGAAUUCCUUGGUUUCUGUGGCCAUCCAUUCCAGGUUGGGUCUGCCUCCAAACUAUCUGUCAAUCGCUAUCUGUAUCUAAACUCUCAACAGCAGGUCAUUGCUGGGAGAUUGGACACAACAACUAAGGGCUAGAUCUAUUUCCCAUUAAAAGGGAAUUCUGUUGACUUUAAUGGGAGCUGCAGUAGUGCCCAAGGUGAGAGGUAUUCUUGCCUUUCAUGAACCACUGAAAUCCUUUCCAUCAGGAAGUUAGUCUAAGUGGCAGCUAGUAGGAGCUACUUCUGUCCACCCCUUUUAUGCAUUUAGGGACUAUCAAGCAGUGUCCAGAUUCCCUCUGAUACCCCACAGCACAUGCUAUUCCAUAUAUUGACCAGAAAGCAAGGUAGGACAGGGUUUUCUAGUCAAGCUGUGACUAGUGAGCGAAACCCUCCCUGGAGUUUCCAACCCCAGAUGGCCAGGAGAGUAGCUCCCUCCUUGAAUCAAUCCUAAAAUGUCCUGAAUGGUGGGGCCAUCAGGCCAUGCCAUUCUGUCCUUAUUUCCAUAAUUCAUUGCUGGGCAAUUCCUUAAUGGUUUUAAAUUCCACUGGCGGUGUUGGUCCCUGGUGAUGUUCUUGAUUGAAUGAAGGACCUUUGCUCUCCCCAUAGAAAAAUAGACUGUAGAACGGCGAAUGGAAUACAGUAACCUGGUGCCGUGUUUACUUGGGGCAAACUGUCCUCCAGCACCAAGAGACCCAGAGUGGACUAAGCUCUAGGAAGAACAUUCCCAGAGGGAAGCUCAUGGAUCUCACCUUCACAGCCAUUGUCCCACUGCUUCUCGGCAGCGUGGGGCUCUUCGCCCUCUUCAGGCUGCUGCAGCGAAUGAGGAUGCGAGCCUACCUCCAGGAUGCAGUAGUGGUGAUCACAGGAGCUACAUCUGGCCUGGGGAAAGAAUGUGCAAAAGCUUUCCAUGCAGCUGGUUCCAGACUGGUGCUUUGUGGCAGAAAUGGUGAGAGACUACAGGACCUGGUGCAGGAGCUCUCUGCCAAGGCCAAUCACGCAAAGAAUAUACACAAACCUUUCACUGUGAUCUUUGACCUCUCUGAUACUAAAACGGUAGUAAGUGCUGCUGAAGAGAUCCUGAAGUGUGUGGGUCAUGUGGACAUACUGAUCAACAAUGCAGGGAUCAGUUACCGAGGCACAAUAUUGGACACGGGGAUGGAUGUGGACAAAAAAGUGAUGGAAACCAACUACUUUGGUCCUAUAGCAUUCACAAAAGCUCUUCUGCCCUCCAUGAUCAAAAGACAACAAGGCCACAUUGUGGUGAUCAGCAGCGUUCAAGGCAAAAUAAGCAUUCCUUUCAGAUCAGCAUAUGCAGCCUCCAAGCAUGCCACCCAGGCCUUUUUUGACUGUCUGCGAGCGGAGAUGGAACAGUAUGAAAUCGAUGUGACUGUUGUGAGCCCUGGCUAUAUUCAGACAAAUCUGUCUGUCAAUGCUGUAACUGCAGAUGGAUCUCGCUAUGGAGUUAUGGACAAGAACACCAUUGAAGGCAGAACAGCUGCAGAGGUGGCUCAGGUGGUUCUUAAUGCAGUGGGGCAGAAGAAGAAGGAGGUGCUCGUAGCUGGCUUACUGCCUUCCCUGGCUGUUUACCUGCGAACUCUGUCCCCCAGACUCUUCUUCACUUUUAUGGCAUCUAGAGCAAGAAAGGAGAGGAAAGCAAAGGACUCUUAGAGCUCAGCUCUCAUGGGCAUUGACUAGGACAAGGAAACGAACUCAGGCAUCUUGGCUUGGUCUAUGGAUGUGUUACUUCAAGAAACAAAUUGAAAAGGUUGCAGCUUACCAUUGUGUGCAGAGUUGGAAGUUCCGUGCGGAUCACGGGAGGCCCAGUGCCCCACCAUCACCUAGAGAAGGCUUCCUCUACUACAGGUGAACUGGCUGAAGCUGCAGGGGAGGAUACCUGGGGAGAACCUUUCCCACUCUCCCCACCCUCAUUUUGAGUUUUAUUGUUCUCCAGUGAGUAGGAACCAGUGCUGGCUAAAGCCAAGCACAGGCGGAUAGAUGUUAUUUUUCCCCACCCAGUGCUCCCAGUGAACUUCAGUCCUCACCCAGGAGCUCUCCAGAGCAGAGUCUGCCCCCAGUCUGAUCCAGAAGUCAUCCCUUGGGUUAGAAUGGUCUACUGUGUCCCUAGUACACCGCAUCACUUGAUUUAAGCCAAAAUUACCUGUUCAGUGCUGCUUUUUAAACAGUUUAAAGUGCCCAGGUCCGGGUUAGGAAUGACACCGUGGAUAUCUGCACUGGAUGGAGCACAAGUGACCCAUUAAGCCACCUAGCCUUCAGAUCAGUUUUUGUAUUAGCCCUUUUCUAAAGUAGCUCUAGAACGACCAGCCCUCCACAGCAGUGUUCGGCUCCAGUGAAUGUUACUGCCAUGUAAGCACGGAACCCCCGAAAGGUGGUGGCGGCAGCAGCACCAAUGUGAACCUUUGACUGUAAAACACUCAGCAUUGUUCUGCUGUGUGCCUAGAGCAAGGAAUAAGCUGUGACCCCUUCGGUGCCAGGCAACAAGCCUUGUGAUGAUAAGGGGGGGAAGUGAACCUGUAGGUGCAGCUAAUGGAGACAGACCCAUAUGGUUUUACCUGUUUUAAAACCAUUGUGUGUUAAUUGGGACCUAUUACCCCAAAAUACAGUGUGGAAGCAGUAUCUUGCUAAACUUCAGCAUUGAGGCUCCAGGGAGAGGGCACUAUCUGUCUCGUCUCCCAUUUUCCCUGGGCCUAAUGGAGCAUCUCCCUCACAGAGGGAGGCAGGACACUCAUCCCUUCUCCUGAACACUGGUUACUAGUGGGAAGGUUAGAAUCUGUACCCUAAAGCAGGGUGGUGUUGCUCCGUUUUCCACUUGUUUGAUAGGGCAGGCAGAAGGGGAGCUGACUCAUUCUUAGCUUCCUUAUUUAAAAAAAACCCUGAUAGCAGAAACGGAGUAAAAUCCAUCCGUACCCAAUCCCUGCACUCCGCUGUCCUGUGCUUAUUCUUAGUCUCCAUUUCUGCGCACUUUACCACUCUUGUGUGUGUCCUGCCUGUAAGUGCACCUCAAAUGAUGGAAAUAAAAGUUGUACUCUGUGACCCUUC
Messenger RNA from Trachemys scripta elegans, 4152 nucleotides. It is a transcript of the gene DHRS7B, whose product is annotated as dehydrogenase/reductase 7B. The transcript has 7 exons. Lineage: Eukaryota; Metazoa; Chordata; Testudines; Emydidae. Gene Ontology annotation, molecular function: oxidoreductase activity. Gene Ontology annotation, cellular component: membrane. The record is from RefSeq and is a predicted model, not a curated record. The coding region runs from base 1834 to 2763 and encodes 309 amino acids.